GCGGACGCUCCACGGCGGUCAGGUGACCCGUAGCAGGCAGGCCAGUCUGGGCUUCAACCGUCGCUUUGGCUCCAAUGUCGGAGGUGUUUGUGCCUGGAAGAAAUGGACUCUGGCAAUGCACGCAUUUGAUCAUUCAGAGAUCCGAUCAGCUGAGUCUGUGAAUGGCGCCAAAACAGGACCCUAAACCUAAAUUUCAAGAAGGUGAAAGAGUCCUGUGCUUUCAUGGGCCAUUGCUCUAUGAGGCAAAGUGUGUCAAAAUCAACAUAAAGGAUAAACAGAUUAAAUACUUCAUUCAUUACAGCGGAUGGAACAAAAACUGGGAUGAAUGGGUUCCUGAAAGCAGAGUUCUCAAAUAUGUGGACAGCAACCUUGCGAAACAAAAAGAGCUUCAAAAGGCCAAUCAGGACCAUUAUGUUGAGGGAAAGAUGAGGGGUUUAGCACCAAGCAAGAAGAUUGCUGCUGUGCAGCAGAAAAAUGUUGAUCUGAAAGUGAAAAAGGCAAAACAGAAGACCCCCGGUCCGGGCGAAGGUACCAGCAGUGGAGAACCGCCCCAGGGACCACGGAAGAAGAGGGCUCGGGUUGAUCCUACUGUGGAGAGCGAGGAGAUGUUCACCAACCGUGUGGAGGUGAAAGUGAAGAUCCCUGAGGAGCUGAAACCCUGGCUGGUGGAUGACUGGGACCUCAUCACACGACAGAAACAGUUAUUUCAUCUGCCUGCUAAGAAGAAUGUAGAGACCGUCUUGGAGGACUAUGCAAACUACAAGAAAUCAAAAGGAAACUCAGACAAUAAGGAGUAUGCAGUUAACGAGGUGGUGGCGGGGAUUCGGGAGUACUUCAACGUGAUGCUGGGCACUCAGCUUCUCUACAAGUUUGAGAGGCCGCAGUACGCUGAGAUUCUGGCUGAACACCCAGACAUGCCGAUGUCUCAGGUGUACGGAGCGCCACACCUGCUGCGUCUGUUUGUUCGUAUCGGAGCCAUGCUGGCCUACACUCCGCUGGAUGAGAAGAGUCUGGCUUUGCUGCUCAGUUACCUCCAAGAUUUUCUCAAUGCCGCCAGACUGGGUGCAAAUCCUCAAAACGUGGACCAUGAAAUCGAUUUUCUGCUCCGGAUAAUAAUUUGUUAUGCAGAGGCCAGAAAUGUUGUAAGAAAGGACGACCAGUGAAGCAGCAGCAGCAGGGUCGUGCUGUGAGGAGCAAAGGUACCUGGUGAAGAACUCGUCCACCCUCUUCAGUGCUGGUGACUACGAGGUCGCACCGCCAGAAUACCACCGCAAAGCCGUGUGAGAGCUCUCAGCACAAAACGCUCCCUCCUUCCCAGAUCACAAAUCCAAACAUCCAUUACUGUCUUUUUGAGUGCAAACUUGGAUGAGAUUUUUCACUUGAACUGAUUCGCUUCCUCCACACAGGUCUCAGGAGCUCGUCGCAGUUAAGGGAAAAUAACAGGGAACGCAUUUCAGCUGAAUUGCUUUUCUGUUUUUACCCUUUCUCCGUGUUAUAUAAUUUGUAUUUUUUAUUUUUUGCAAUGAAAAAUAUGUUUCUCUGUGGUUCGUGUCCACAGGCAGCUCUUUGGUGUUUUUGUGCAUUCCAGCUGGUAGAUAUCUGUUGCAUGUGUGUAUUUAUUAGUGUUUAUUACUGUUCUACACAGUCAGCACUCAGCAGUUCAAGUUUUUGUAUCUGUAUCUUGUGUAUUUGUAUCAAUUUGUUAAAAAAAAAAACAAAAAACAUGUUUUUACACAAUC
This is a messenger RNA of Amphiprion ocellaris (clown anemonefish), 1739 nucleotides long. Its product is annotated as mortality factor 4-like protein 1. Gene Ontology annotation, cellular component: nucleus; NuA4 histone acetyltransferase complex. Lineage: Eukaryota; Metazoa; Chordata; Actinopteri; Pomacentridae. Gene Ontology annotation, biological process: chromatin organization; regulation of DNA-templated transcription. The record is from RefSeq and is a predicted model, not a curated record. The coding region runs from base 162 to 1163 and encodes 333 amino acids. The transcript is spliced from 14 exons.